Strongylocentrotus purpuratus (purple sea urchin) is the source of this 2184-nucleotide messenger RNA. RefSeq lists its product as uncharacterized. The coding region runs from base 642 to 1949 and encodes 435 amino acids. Gene Ontology annotation, molecular function: DNA-binding transcription factor activity; protein dimerization activity. NCBI's taxonomy places the organism in Eukaryota, Metazoa, Echinodermata, Echinoidea, Camarodonta, Strongylocentrotidae. The record is from RefSeq and is a predicted model, not a curated record. The transcript is spliced from 2 exons.
AAGAACCCCGACUGGGUCGGAAAAGGGUAAAGCGGAGAGAAGACUUCGGACCCAGCUGAGCUCCACCGCGCCUGAUAACAAUCGGUGUAUUGAUUACCUCCGUGCAUAUUAUGCGUGAUUUGCAUGCAACAAGCAAGCCACUGACACGGAACAUCUGGGCAGGGAGAGAGAGAGGGAGAGGGAGGGAGAGAGAAAGAAAGAGAGGGAAUGAAAGAGAGGGAGGCAAAGGGGCCUUUGCUAAGGAGUGUUGAUUUGCGUGCGUGCUUGAGACCUCGUCUUGCCUUUAUUCUCCCCGCUGACUGUCCAGCUAUAUCUAAAGCCAGCUCCGCUCCGAGUGUUAUUUGUUCAGCUUUCUUACAACGAUCAGUUUACUCAUUGUAAAGGUGAUAACAACACAACACAAGUCGGCCAGCUUGCGAUGUGCUGUGAUUUGGCUUCCAGACGCCCUUUUGCCUACACAUAGCGAAGACUCUAUUCUUGGUGCAUCGGUGUUUCGUGUGUAUGGUAUAAUCUUCGCAGGCUCACUUAUGUCUCUGGACGUCAUUACACGCAAUUAGCAUUUUUGACCAGGUGGGCUCAAACUCAAGAAUGCGGAACUCGUGGAACCUUAGUCGUGUAAUUGCAGCUCAGCAGUGGUAGAUAUGGCAGAGAACGAGGACGAGAAUGAUCGCGACAUGGAUCAAGAAACGACGAAAAAGGAAUGCUCUGAGAAGAAUGAAUCGGAAUCAGACCAGAUUCUUCCUAGCAGUACCUGUACAGGGGCGACGACGAGCAAAGGGGCGGGGCCGUCGAGUGGCGCUGGUUCGAACAGCCGCAGAAGUCGUCGAAAGCAAAGUGAUCCCCGUCGCGUCGGCAGCGAGAUGGUGAAAAUGGAAGUGGAUCUGGUGGAGAUUAAAUCCGAAAUCAUAGACCACGGUGAUAGCGAUAGUCAUGGGAAAGAUCCGGAAGACCAUUUCGACGACGACGACGAUGUCUUUCUCAAAGUCAGGACCAAUGCACUCGCGCCAAUUCCUGACACUCCUUCGAGUUUGGAACAUUUGGGAAAAUCCCUGAUGCACGAUCAAUCACGUAUUCUUAUCCAAGAUCGAGAUCGGAGGGAUGUUUUACAGAGAACCGUCGUCAAUGACGAGGACUGUCAACCUGAAGAUCUUAGCAUGAGCAGUAAAAAGCGUGAUCAUAAGCGUGUCGUCCUUGCAAUACCGUCGGUUGUCAGACCAACCAAGGGAACUAAAUCAAGGGACCUAGGAAGAAAUAAUUCUGUAAACUCAUCAACCCAUUCGCAUACAUCUCAGAACUCGUCUCAUCUUUUUAGAGCAUUUUCUCAUGAUUUACAGGCGGAAGAAAGCCUCGGCCUCGUUGGACUCGAGAGAGAUUACUUAAUGAAAUACAGACACGAUUACGACGACGACCAUCACGACUCACAUUCCCAAGUCAACGACCACCACCGUGAAUAUUCCACAUCUCUGCCAUUCGCGAUCGCCCACCAACACAAAGUUCUUCUCGAACAGGAGUGCGAUUCUCAGGAUCUCAUGUGUGGUGACCAAAAAGAAACAAACGGGAAAACAUCUCCAUCGACAUCGACUUCAUCGUCAUCGUCGACUUCGCAAUCGUCGAAGGCGAUGGGUAAACCCGGGAGGUCGUACAAGAACUUGAGUCGUUCGCGGAGGAUCGUCGCGAACGCUCGAGAGCGUAAUCGAGUCCACACGAUCAGCUCUGCCUUCGAGGGUCUUCGUCGAGCAGUACCAUCGUACUCGCACAACCAAAAACUCUCGAAGCUGGCCAUACUCCGGAUCGCAUGCAGUUACAUCCUGGCCCUGGCCAAGCUCGCCGACCUCGACUACAGCCCCGAAGACGAGCAACAGAUAAGCUUCGAGGACUGUGUCGAUCUCUGCACCGAGACGCUGCAAGCAGAGGGCAGGUCGAAAAGACGGAAGGGUCCUAUGGAGUGAUGCGGAGGCGAUGGAGGCCGCUGGAGGCGCUCUUCACCAUCAUCUACAGCUGCCACUAGGCAGGAGGAAAAGGAAAAUCUAAUUCCUCAGGCAAGACCCUUAAAUCGGAGAAUCAUUGAUCAUAGGUUUCAAGCUCACUGGUACUAAUAGCAUUCGCCAAGGAGCUAGAAAAUUGCAGAACCAAGCCAUUAUCCCUACAGGGAGCGAAAGCAUGGUCCUUCUACAGUAUAUCUCA